AUGAUCAGGCGGUCGCUGCUCGCGUGGACGUGGGCAUCAUGUUUGGGUGGCGGCGUCGCUGGUGCGCUGCGGUUUGCGGCGUACGAGUCGCAGGAUGAGGUGCUGGGAGGCGGAAGCCGCCUGUUGACUGCUGUCGAGCUGGAGACGGACGGUGCUGCAGUGUGGAACAAGGAGCUCGUCCAGCUCUUGAUUUCGUGUCAGCACGGCACGUUGCAGCUGGAACAAGAGGUGGAGCGGAGUCUGGUGGAUACGGCCUUCUUGUGUGAGGAUGGUGACACCCAAGUGAAGCGCUCGAUCGGGGUCCUUACGACGCCGCAGGAGGCGCAGCAGAUCCUGUCCUCGAUCGUCUAUCAGCCCGACGCAAACUACCGCAGCGCGUGGACCGACCCUCUGCCUACGACGGAGAGCGGGGGAAAUGAAGUUGUUCGCAUGCAGCUCUUGCCGGUGGGUAUCGAUGCCCCUAGGCCAUCGAAGGACUCGUGUGUUGCAGGUGAUAUGGUUGGUGUCUCUACUGACGAGGCGGAAGGUGGCAGUGCUCACGAAAAGAAAAUCUUCGUGAAGAGUGUGAAUGAUCCACAGAAAGUCGGACGAGAAUCUACCCUGGAACUGAAGUAUGGUGGCAGCUCGUAUCCUCCGGAUAUGCUGAUACGCGAAGCUAUUAUGGCUGUUGAAGACAUGGACAUGCUAAUUGGUGGAGAAAUUAACCUGGAUGCAUUUGCGGAUAUUAAGGUUGGUUCUACGAUUGGUAUACGUGCGCACAAUGGUGUUGUGUACUCUGUCGGCGACGGCAUACACAUGGACGCAAACAGCGAGCAACAGAUCAGCACAAGCGAUACCCAUUAUCUGCGCUCGGUCAUGUCGAAUUUGCGCCAUAUCCCCAACCCAGACUUCAAUGGCAUUGAUGAGAUCAACUUCAGCACCCAGGGCCAGACAAGUACUCUCUACAUUUACGUCCAGGCUAAAAACGACCCACCCAGGCUUGACUUUGACUUGAGCGAAAUGAACGAUUGGUACAAGUACCCACGAAUGUUUCUCCCGUCUUUCCAGCUGGAUGACCCGGACAAAGAUCAAACGUUUCAAGUUGAUAUCCGUGUUGAUAAUGGAACAUUUUUCGUGGAGCAAAUGUCUACCAGUGUGUUUGAUGGUGUGUCUGUGGAAUUCAACUCUUCAUCUUCGUCGCUGCGGCUGACGUCCGGGUUAGCCCGGCUUAACACCCUUUUCCAGCAGCGCCUGGUUGAGAUCCUCGCCAUCACAAAUAGCGGUGAUGCUGCUGAAGUUGUUCACUUGCACAUGGCGCUUGCGCCGCCGCUCUCAAGACAGAACGCUCUCUAA
Phytophthora sojae is the source of this 1332-nucleotide messenger RNA. RefSeq lists its product as hypothetical. Bases 1 to 1332 code for a protein of 443 amino acids. The record is from RefSeq and is a predicted model, not a curated record. NCBI's taxonomy places the organism in Eukaryota, Oomycota, Peronosporomycetes, Peronosporales, Peronosporaceae. The transcript has 5 exons.